CGCAUGCGCCCGGCGGUCCUUUCCCAGCUCGGACUGUCUGGGCAGCUGAGAUCUCUGCAAAACACAAGAGGCUCCGCGAGUCCAGGAAGAGCAGUGCGGGGCCCUCCACUCCUCAUGUCACCAAUGUGGCCCCUCGUACUCCUCCCAGGGGCCACACAACACUGCGACCUCAAUGCUGCAAAUCUACAGUAGUCCCUGGAGAGGAUGAAGUGGUGAAAGGAUGGGGCUUUCUCCUGCAAGAUUGCACAAUGGCCAGAGAGGACUCUGUGAAGUGCCUACGCUGUCUACUCUACGCCCUCAAUUUACUUUUCUGGCUGAUGUCAAUAUGUGUUUUGGGGGUUUCUGCAUGGAUGAGAGACUACAUAAAUAACGUACUUACUCUGACAGCGGAAACAAGGGUGGAAGAAGCUGUACACCUCAUUUACUUCCCUGUGUUCCAUCCAGUGAUGGUCGCUGUCUGUUGUUUCCUCAUCAUUGUGGGCAUGCUGGGUUACUGUGGAGCUGUGAAGAGCAACUUGAUUCUUCUUGCCUGGUAUUUUGGAAGCUUGUUGGUAAUUUUCUGCAUUGAGUUAGCAUGUGGAGUCUGGACAUAUGAGCAGGAAGUCACGGCAGUAAUUCAGUGGUCUGAUAUGGUUAGUUUAAAAUCCAGGAUGCCAAAUUAUGGCCUACCAAGAUACCAGUGGUUGACAAAUGCUUGGAAUUUUUUUCAAAGAGAGUUCAGAUGCUGCGGAGUGGUGUAUUUGACUGACUGGCUGGAGAUGACAGAGAUGGAUUGGCCCCCUGAUUCCUGCUGUGUGAAAGAAUACCCAGGAUGCUCCAAACAAGCACACCAUGGAGAUCUUAGUGAUUUGUAUCAGGAGGGUUGCAGCAGAAAAAUGUACAGUUUCCUGAGAGGAACAAAACAGCUACAAGUGUUACGGUUUUUAGGAAUCUCUAUUGGUGUUACCCAGAUUCUAGCAAUGAUCCUCACUAUUACCUUGUUAUGGGCUCUGUAUUAUGAUCGGAAAGAUCCCAGAACAGAUCAAAUCAUACCUCUGAACCUUGAAAGUACACAGUACCAAUGUCAUCCAGUGGACACUUUACAACCACACCUGUCAAGGACUUCUGAUCAAAGAACUACUGCCAAUGGAUUUAAUACAUACCUUGAAAUGGAUGAACUUUAACUGGUUGCAUUUGCUGUGUUAGUGCAAGUGCCAAUGGUUUUAUUCUGCAGUUGAAUUAUAUUUAUGUUAAGUGUGCAUCUUUCCUCAAGGAACAGGUAAAUAAUUGAACCCUGAUAAAAAAAAGAUAAGUUGGUACAGCAAGAUUUGACUGAUCUACUGAUUUUAGUAUUCUUUGACCCAUAUUAGCAUACACACUGGCCAAUAUGUUACAUUGACUCUAUAUUUUGAAUGUUUCAUUUAUUCUACCUUCUAUUGUAAUGAUCACUGACAGAUCAAAUGUGGAGAGUUUAUCUGAGAUCUACACGAUCAAAAUGCCAUUAUGGCAUAGAUAGUAUAUUAAUAAUAGAAUAAUCCUACGUUUACAUGUCUUUAUUGUCCAUGUAGCAUUUGUUUUGUCAUCUUUUUUAAAUUAUUUUAAGAGGAACACAGGAAUGCCUGUGAACUAAUUUGUAUUUCUGAAAAGCUAGUCUUUGCCACUGUCUGGGCUCCAAAAGCUAAACAUCUUCAUUGCACCAAAAGAAGGAAGACUCUGUUAUCCCUGUCUGCAUUGUCUGCAGUUAUCACUAUGUAUCCUCAGUCUGGCAUUCUGAACUAUGCCCAAACCUUUGCUGAACUUUGUGUGUUGCAUAUCCCAAUUCUGUUCCUGUGCAUAACCUUCAGAUUUCAGGUGCAAAUAUACUGUACACUUUUCUCAGCCA
This is a messenger RNA of Rana temporaria (common frog), 1861 nucleotides long. RefSeq names its product tetraspanin 12 (gene TSPAN12). Gene Ontology annotation, cellular component: membrane. The transcript has 8 exons. The record is from RefSeq and is a predicted model, not a curated record. The coding region runs from base 249 to 1163 and encodes 304 amino acids. NCBI's taxonomy places the organism in Eukaryota, Metazoa, Chordata, Amphibia, Anura, Ranidae.